Molecule: messenger RNA, 927 nt
Organism: Ilex paraguariensis (yerba mate)
Lineage: Eukaryota; Viridiplantae; Streptophyta; Magnoliopsida; Aquifoliales; Aquifoliaceae
Source: the annotation of a GenBank genome assembly
AUGGGGUUCGCUUUUCGGGUGGCUUGGAAUUAUCUUUCACUUGUUCUUGCUUACCGAAUGUGCCGUGAGAAGGCAGUUAGAGGAACUACGAGGAACAACGACGACGACAUGGUGCCAUCUUCUCCCGUCCAAUUACAACUUCAAGAUAGCCACGUGGUGGUGGACAAUGGCAUAGUUCGGUUAACUUUCUCGAGGCCGGAGGGUAUGGUCACAGGGAUACAGUACAAAGAAAUAGACAAUUUAUUGGAAGACAGUAAUACAGAAACAGACAGAGGGUAUUGGAAUCUCGUUUAUACCUGGCCACCAGAGCAUCCCAACGACAUUUUUGACAAGGUAGAAGGCACGACGUUCAAUGUUAUAAUGGAAGAUGAAGAUCAAAUAGAGCUUUCAUUUACUAAAACAUGGGACCCUUCCCUCAAUGAUACCGGACUUCCCCUCAAUAUAGACAAAAGGUUUAUAGUGUUGCGUGGGUCUCCAGGGUUCUACUCAUAUGCAAUAUUUGAGCGCUUAGAGGGAUGGCCUGACAUAAAUAUGUACGAAGGGAGGAUUGUAUUCAAGCUCAAAGAAAACAUGUUUCAGUUCAUGGCUAUAUCGGAUGAAAGGCAAAGGAUAAUGCCAAUGUACAAAGACCGUCAAACAGGUCAGGUCCUCGACUACAAAGAAGCUGUUUUACUAACAAAUCCAGAAAAUCCAUUCCUCAAAGGAGAGGUGGACGACAAGUACCAAUACUCGAGUGAUAACAAGGAUAGUCGGGUUCACGGGUGGAUAUGCUCCGACCCAUCCAUAGGAUUUUGGAUGAUAACAGCGAGUAAUGAGUUCCGCACUGCUGGGCCAGUCAAGCAAGACCUCACUUCUCACACCGGCCCAUAUACAAUUUUUGUAAGUACACAUAUGACCAAGCUCUUCCACCAUCGAUAUCUAGGCUAG